Molecule: messenger RNA, 5700 nt
Organism: Helicoverpa armigera (cotton bollworm)
Lineage: Eukaryota; Metazoa; Arthropoda; Insecta; Lepidoptera; Noctuidae
Gene: Gmd
Product: GDP-mannose 4,6 dehydratase
Exons: 8
Coding region: 201-1289 (362 amino acids)
Biological process (GO): GDP-mannose metabolic process
Cellular component (GO): cytoplasm
Molecular function (GO): GDP-mannose 4,6-dehydratase activity
Source: RefSeq, a predicted model, not a curated record
CAAGUGUUGUCACUGUCAUCAGUGUUCUGUCAAGUGUCAAUGUUAAUUUCUAUGUUUAGUGCUGUUGUUUAGGAUUAGCAUCAAAAAAAGGAUUAUUUUCCUCAUUUCUUAUCAAGCAAAGCGCGCCGGCUCGUGGGGCAGACGUGUUCAUCUUCCAUAGAGAACUCCGGUAUAUCACCAUUUAAAAGAGGAUUACUAUAAUGUCUGGCGAAGGCUCCAGUAUUGUGAAUGAUAAUAGGAAAGUGGCUCUGAUAACCGGCAUAACAGGGCAGGAUGGUUCAUACCUAGCCGAGUUCCUGAUAGACAAAGGGUAUGAAGUCCACGGCGUGCUCCGUCGAUCGUCGUCGUUCAACACGGGCCGCAUACAGCAUUUGUACGGACAACCCGCGUGCCACACGGGUGGGCGAAUGCAUUUACAUUAUGGAGAUCUCACUGAUACAACGUGUUUAAUCCGCAUUAUUACUAAGAUUCGUCCCAAAGAGAUUUACAAUUUAGGAGCUCAGUCCCACGUGAAAGUUUCCUUCGAGUUAAGCGAGUACACAGCCCAAGUGGAUGCCCUGGGUACCCUGAGGCUGUUGGAAGCGGUCAGGGCAGCUGGCAUGGAGAAGGAAGCUAAGAUCUACCAGGCUUCUACCUCAGAACUGUAUGGAAAAGUGGUGGAAGUGCCUCAGAAUGAGAAGACGCCUUUUUAUCCGAGGUCGCCUUAUGCUUGUGCAAAACUCUACGGCUAUUGGAUAGUAGUGAACUACAGGGAAGCAUACGGCAUGUUCGCGUGUAACGGCCUCCUCUUCAACCACGAGAGCCCCCGCCGAGGCGAGAACUUUGUCACCAGAAAGAUUACCAGGGGCGUCGCCAAGAUAACCCUGGGCUUGAUGGAGUACCUCGAGCUUGGUAACCUGGAUAGCAAAAGAGAUUGGGGACACGCUAAGGAUUAUAUUGAGGCCAUGUGGCUGAUGCUGCAACAAGAAGAACCAGAAGACUUCGUAGUGGCCACUGGAGAAGCGCACAGUGUCCGCGAGUUCGUAGAGAAGGCGUUCUCUUGUGUCGGACGCCGGGUGUCGUGGCGCGGUACCGGCGACGCGGAGACGGGGCACGAUGCUGACUCCGGGCAACUGCUCGUCAAGAUUAAUCCGAAGUACUUUAGGCCUACUGAAGUGGACCUGCUUCUGGGUGACCCAUCCAAAGCCAAGCAGAAGCUAGGCUGGGUGCCUCGAGUGUCCUUCGACCAGCUAGUCAAAGAUAUGGUGGAAGCCGACCUUGAGCUGAUGAAGAGGAAUCCGGAGGCGUAGGCUAAUAGGAUCAAUGCAAUUCUUCCACUAGAAACGAGCAUUUGAAGCGCGUGUGAUUUCAAAUAAGAAGACUGUUGCUAGACGUGCGAUCUCCAACUAUCACAAUUAGAACUAUUGUAUAAAGGGCAGUACAUUGUGCCUUUUCGAAGUUAUCUAGCAUUUGUUACAAGGAAAUAGCUUAGAAACUUUUUUUUUCAGUCGGUAAAUGCCCGUGGAUGUUUUUGCGUCCAAUUUCUUGGAUUGACGCUUGAAUGGUUAUUGGGUCAACUUUACAGCAACAUCUGUACUCGCAUUUGAGAAGGCACUUAACUCAAGGUAAACUAUCUUAUAUAUAUACAGAUAUACAGUCAUGGACACAUAAUUAAAGACACUGUUGGAAUCUUAAAUUGCUGCCGCAUUUCAUCUGCAUUUCUUUUUUCUGAUUGCUACUGGAACUUUAUUUUCUAUUUUAAAAUAUUUAAGAGGGCAUUGUGAAAUAUUAAAACUAAAGACUAUCUUCAGUGAUCCUUCGCGACAAGUUUUUUUUCGCUUUAUCCGAAUCUCGAGCGGUAUGAACCAUAACGUGGCCUGGCCAUAUAAUUAAAGACACUAUUUGCUCAGAGGAAGAAAUGCAAAUUAUUAAUAUUAUUGAUGAUAUUUUUCUAUAACAACAUUCCCUACACUGUAACUAAGCAUACUAAUGAAUACUAAUAUUUUUUUUUUAGGUUUAUUUCCUUUUACCUCAAUGACAGCACGACAUCCCUAAGCGUGCAAGCGGUCAGUUUUGUUUUAAGUCGCUACGGGAAUUUUCUUCCAUGCUUCAUAAAAAUCUGUGUAAAAUUGAUCAAUGUUUCAUGUAUGACUUAUCGCCAUUGUGUUUUCUGGCCGAUCACCAGUUUUUUUUUCUAUUAAAUUUGCGAUGGGCCUAACCACAACCGUCAUAAGUUGCUCGAUCAAAGAGUCCUUUUUACUACUCUUACAGUGUUUUUCAGAACUUUUCUAAUUUGGAAAGCGCUAAGGACCGGUAAAUUACGCUUAGCAUAUAACAAGAUGCUAUUUCUAAAAUAUUAUAGUACUUGAAUUCGCCUAUUUUUAAUAAUAUCUUUCUAAAAGAUCACCACACCAAGUAGUGAAGAGAAGCCCCAAUACUAUUACUUUUUCGCCUCCUAUGUUUGAGAACUUUCUUAGUGUAUUUUGGUUCUAUCUCAUGUUUUGGAGGCGACUAAUUUCGAUACAUUAUUUUAGGAUUAUUCGUAUCCCUUUGUUUAAUGAGAAAAAAAAAUACAUUUUUGAACACUUGUUAACUGCACCUUUCACAUUUGAUAGAAAUACCCAACUACAGUAUGGACACGCGGUGCUUUUCCAAAAGUAACAUUUUCCGAUACCCAUGCCUUACAGCUUUUCCCGACCCGGUUGUAGUCUAAAAGUUCUGCAGACACAAUUGUCGUCCUUUUAGCAUCAGAUGACUUCCAAAAAAACCAGUACCGAAUCAUGUAAAUGGUUCACUAUUUGCCUAUAGCACCGCCUUAAAGUCUGUUUGCGGACAAGUUUUCCUUGGGGUCGGUUUCGAGUUGUUCUCAAACCCUGCCUUUUUUAGUGCCAUUGAUAAGAAAUCUUUAAUAAUAAAUUUAUUACCAUGUCCUUACUAUAGAUCAAGUGGUAUGAAUAAAUCCGUAUGUCAAAAUAUAAUAUUAAUAAGCCUAAAACAUUUUACUUACCAGAAUUUUUGUUCUAGUCUUAUUGAUAGGACUAAAAUGAAAUUUUUUAACGAAAUAAACCUAAAUUAUUACCUAAUUCGAGUUUUCAUAAGUAUUUUACUCACUUCUAAAAAAAAGUAUGGCAACUAUUUGUAUCUUUCGUUUUUUUUUCUUAACUGGGCUUUAACUGUCUUUAAUUAGCUGACCAGCCAAGUAUCAGCUACAAAAGUUAGUGUUCAUUUCCCAUAGAGCUUUAUAUCUAAAGUAUAAAAGAAAGAAAAUAUUUUUUGUCCUUAAUUUAAAGAACACAAUUGUAAUGUUUGUUUUAAUAAUUAUUACACUACAGUUUAUACCGUGCUUAACCUCAUGUCAGUACCAUAACUAUUUAUUUCACUUCGAGUCGGGGGGUGUCUUUAAUUAUGUGUCCAUGACUGUAUAUAAAACAAAUAAACUACUAUACUUACUGCUUACUAAAAUCAUUAUUUGUUAUUAUAGUGUUUAAUUUCUGCACCAUACUCGCAAAACCAACAGUUACAUUGAUUGAAUCAAUAUUACUUUCAAACCGAGUUUUUAAAUGAAAUUGACAUCAAGGUAGUUUACUUUAAGUUAAGUGCCUAUUUAAACGGACGAUAAUUUGAGUGUACCAAAAAUUACACUAGAAUGCUAUUGUGAUAAUUUAAGAUACAUUCUACCUCUGUCCUGUUUUCUUAUAUUCAGUCAUUUCUAUAGAAAUUUACAUUCGCUUUUACGCAUUUAUUAAAUAAAGUAACAUUAAAAAAUGUUCCUAAAAUUGGGUCAGCAUUUACCCCUUUUUAUGUAUGUGCAAAAUAAUGGCUAGUUUUUGCGAAUAGAAAGUUUUUCUUUGGACCGGGUUUUAUAUUGCAAUAAAGCUGUGUAAUAAAUUAUUUUAGCUUACAUUAUAAUUACAACGGCUUAAAUAGUGUUUCCAUGGACAACAUAAACGUCAGUUUCUCUUUCAACAACUGCUUACUUUUAAAUAUGUACGUAAAAAUUCAUAGUUAACGUUUGUUUUAAGUAGAAAGGACGUUUAUGUUGUCGGUGAAAUUGAGUCGAAAUAUGAGUAGUUUUAACUACCAGGUUUUCUUUUAUAAUAUAGCGUGAGAGAUAUGAAAUUCACGAGAGAAUAACAAACGCACAAAUGUAACCUCCCUGAAAUAAUCAAAUAUGGCCCACAAUAUUAAACUCAAGUUUACUCUAAAUCUAAUUCUAAUCGAGGGAAUGAGAUAGAGAUUUCCUCAAUCCAAUUACAUUUUUGUAUCGGUCUAUACGCCAUAGCUCCUAAAAGAAUGAACCGAGUUGGAUGCAUUUUUUUUAGAUGAAAGCUAGUAUUCCAACGGUGGUUUUAACAGCCGUUUUUAAGUUCUUUGCUAUUUUUAUGAAUAUUUUUUUGUCCUUUAUUAUAAAACAAUAGAUUAGAAGCAUUUUAACCAGUGAGUUAUUUUAAUUAGUCCAAGUAAACAUAAGCUUUAGUUUUUAAAACGGAGAAUUAUCUCAUUAGUUAUAGUAUUUUAUUUAUACAUAAAUAUUUCUUAUUUAACUAUGUUUGAUAUGUGAAACAUUCAAUAGGGAAUUAAAUGUAUACUUUCAGGUAUAGGUAGUGCAAUUUGUAUUAUAGGUAAAAAUAAACUGCGUAUGGUUUUAACAAUAUUGUAAUAUGUACAGUCAACUUCAGGUCAGUGGUAACAGUUUUAUAGGAAAAUCAUACUUAUUACUAAUGAGUUUAAGGUGCAUGACAGUUACCACUGAUGUGCGGUCUACCGUACUAAUUUAAUGCUUACUAGUUAUUUUUCGUAUAAAACUUAUAUUUUGUUUGUAAGCUUGGCUGUUGAAAAAUUCUCAUCAACAAAUAUUAUUUUUUGUUAUACAUGAAUGAAUGUUUAUGGAGAAAUUAUUUACUUCGUUUACUAUUAUUUUAGAAAUAUUAUAUUCAUCACAAAAUCUUUUUUGGUGUACUUACUGUUACUUUGAAAUUAUACUAAAAACAAGCAAUUUUCAUUAUAAAAAGGCUAUAUCAUAAUACUGUCAUUUUUCGAGGUGCUGUCUCUAUUAACUUCAUACAGUAAUGUCGGAAACAGGUUAAGAAUAAUUUAAAAAUGUGUUUGAAUGCCAUAAAUCUGUUUAAUUUAACCAAUAGUUUGUUUGUAAGAAUAGUUAUAAAGUAUAACUGUUAGUUUUCUGUAUCUAUGUUAUUCAUAUUCCAUUGAUUAUAAUAGUAUGAGUAACCGAAUUAUUACAAUAGUUAUGGCAGUUUAUAUCACUCAGGGGCUUAAUUAUGCUAAUAUUACUUAAGCGACAUACGAUUGAUAGCCAACUAAGAUUCAAUCACGACUCAAUAACAAAUGAAGCAUAUUUGUUAUUAGUAUUUUUUUUUGUUUUAAAUAAACGUUUUAUCCUUUUAUGUGAUUUAAUAAUAUAAUGUAUCAUAUAGUCUGUAAAUGGGUUGGUUGCAAAAUGAUUUUAGAGCAGACUACCCUAUAGACCAAAUGGAAUGUCAUUGGAAAACAAUUGGUCUUAUAUUAGUAGCAGAAUUCCCGCUAAGGUUAAAACUGCUAUUGAGAUUCAAUUGAUAUUCUAUUAUCACAUAAUUAGCAGAAUUAAGCCCCAGUUCGCACGUAAUUGUGACAUUCCACUUGUACAUAAUGUACAGAUGUUAAACGUAUUGUUACACUAUGCCAGUAUUUUGUUUUAACAUGUAAAUAAAAAUAUCAUUGACA